Molecule: messenger RNA, 711 nt
Organism: Symbiodinium necroappetens
Lineage: Eukaryota; Dinophyceae; Suessiales; Symbiodiniaceae
Source: the annotation of a GenBank genome assembly
AUCCUGGCGAACCUUCUCCACCGUCGACCUGCCACCAGCAAGACGUUGGGCGAGCAGGGAAUCGCUGAGCUGCUGGUGAAGUUACAUCGCUGGUGCAUGCAGGGCAUCGACUUCUCGAUUCCUGCAGCAGAACGUGGGCAUCGGAUGCUUCACUUCGGCACGUCGGCUCCAGCACCCUCAGGAGUGGGCGAGCCCUUGCUGGUACCGCCUCCGUGGCUGACUCCAACAGUUGUAUGCGUGCAGCAGCUUCUGUGCCAGGCUGACCUGGUCAAGAUGCGGGAAUCCCGAGAGGCUCUGGACAAGGAGAUGCAGCAGAUGUGGGUGAGCUUGAUCCUGGAUUUGAUGUAUGCCUUUCCGGGGUUGGAUGGCACGCUGGCGCAGCCAUGCUUGCAGGUGCUUCUGCGCUUAUGCUCCGUAUCGGUGGGGGCGAAAGCCUUCCUGGCAUACCAGCAAAAUCCACAGUCCAUUGCUCAGUGCUUGGCGGGCCGUCCCGCUGCUCCUGUGGCAAUCUUAGAUCACGUAUGCCAGCCAAGAAUCGCCGCUUUUUCUCGAGAAUCAAGGAGUGUGCGGUCCUGCGGUUGUCACCUUCAAUUACUCGUAGAUCUUUUCGCCAUGGUGCGUUUGGCUUUUGAGGGCUUGCCAGAGGGUGUGCGCUCCGGUUGGCCCUUCAUUUUGCAGCCCGGCAGCAUCCAGCGCGCAACUCUUUCUUGA